AUGGGAUUCCCAGACUCCCCAGAUGGGCUUCCGUCCUCGACGGCUGAGACUGUUUUCGAGGCUCUUGCGAGAUUGAAUCGCGACCCGGAUAACAGCCACGUUCCCAGCAUGCUCCUUGAUGCCAGGCGCUCACAGCCAAUGGAAGUCGAAGUAAUUGUUGGGGAAGUCGUGAGGAUGGGGAAGAAGUACAAAGUUGAUAUGCCACAUAUCGACAUGCUGUACGCCCUUCUGUUAGUGAAGCAGAACCAAAUCCUGGGUCGUAUGAUGGCACAGUAG
Pleurotus ostreatus (oyster mushroom) is the source of this 276-nucleotide messenger RNA. RefSeq lists its product as uncharacterized. Bases 1 to 276 code for a protein of 91 amino acids. Gene Ontology annotation, cellular component: cytoplasm. The transcript has 2 exons. The record is from RefSeq and is a predicted model, not a curated record. Gene Ontology annotation, molecular function: oxidoreductase activity. NCBI's taxonomy places the organism in Eukaryota, Fungi, Basidiomycota, Agaricomycetes, Agaricales, Pleurotaceae.